Molecule: messenger RNA, 10876 nt
Organism: Nothobranchius furzeri (turquoise killifish)
Lineage: Eukaryota; Metazoa; Chordata; Actinopteri; Cyprinodontiformes; Nothobranchiidae
Source: RefSeq, a predicted model, not a curated record
UGUAGGAGGAGGUGGAGGAGGUGGCGGAGCCAUUUUGUACUCAUUUCAAACUCCGUGUGGGUUCACGCAGCCGGUGCGCACCGUGGAUACACUGGGAUGAUGGAUACCUGCCACCUUUCCCGCAUGAAAACUUCACCAUGAGGGUCAAAAGUAAGACGCGGUGUUGGGAGAGGGACAGCUGAUCCUUGAGCUAGGGGAUUCCUGUGGAGUUGGCCGGGAUUGGGCAGGUAAUUCAGCAUGGAGCUGUCGAUGUGUUGCGUCUGGGUCUGUGCCCUGCUGACGGUGCCGCUUGUGGGAUGUUUGGAGAUGCACCUUUCGGAGACUUUACAGCCCGGGAAUCUUUUAGCCAACCUGUCGCUCGGCUCUGGGUGGACUUAUAGCCUCGACAGGACAUUAUCUCCCAAAUUUAUCCAGAACAUUUUUCACGUUGAGUGGAACAGUGGGCUGAUCCGUUUGUCCCAUAAAGUUCUGUGCGCGCACACGCCAAGGAACCCGGCGCCUGUUUAUUUCAGAGCCGGUUCCUCCACGUCCGGAGACGUUAUUCUCACGCAUUUUAACGUGUUUGUGCACGGGCAAGACUGUUUUAUUAAAUACAAGAGAAAGAAGACGGCAAGUAAGCCUGACAUUCACAUAAAACACUUUUUAAAACUGAAGGCAACUUCCUGUUUGCACGCAGGUGAAUGGUUAGUGAAUGUAACAGAACUUCUGCCAACUUUCACUCGGAGUAUUAUCCCCUUGAACGCGAAAUGUGUUGGAGAGGAGGACUUUGUUGCUGUGUUUAGACGUGGGGAUAUGAUCCUUGUCAAUGACUUGUGUCUUGAGCACAGAGAAAAUUUGCACUGCGCUUUGCCCAGCUCUCCAGGCGGCAGCGUCUCUGUGCAGCUGAGUCUGAUGCUUCAGCAUGGUUCAGUAUCAGAAACAGCCCACAGAAAGUCAAAUCAACUGAUGCACAGGAGGAAGCGACAAGUAAACACCACUCCGCAGUUCCAGCUCCCCAACUAUCAGGUGUCUGUUCCAGAGAAUGAGCCUCCAGGUACACAGGUCAUCACCCUGAAAGCAGUAGACCUGGAUGAUGGAGAGGCGGGGAGGCUGGAGUACAGCAUGGAGGCUUUAUUUGACAAGAGAUCUGACAACUUUUUUCAAAUUGAUGCCAAGACAGGGGGCAUAACAACCAUCCAGGCACUUGACAGAGAAGUGAAAGACACCCAUGUUUUUAAAGUUACUGCAUCUGACAACGGGACCCCCAAAAGGGCUGCCACAUCUUACCUCACAGUUACGGUGAGUGACAAAAAUGACCACAUUCCUGCUUUUGAGCAAAACGAUUACAGAGUUAAAAUCAGGGAGAAUGUGGAAGUUGGCUUUGAAGUGAUGACAAUCCGUGCCACUGAUGGUGAUGCCCCUUCCAACGCCAACAUGAUUUAUAAAAUUGUGAAUGAAGACGCCAUCAACUCUGUGUUUGAGAUUGAUCCCCGGACUGGUCUAGUGAGGAUCAGGGAGCGGCCCGACAGGGAGACCCAGGCCCAGUACAAACUGAUAGUUGAGGCCAAUGAUCAGGGCAAAGACCCUCAUCCUCUGACUGCCACUGCUACUGUUCACAUCACUGUGGAGGAUGAAAAUGACAACUAUCCACAGUUCAGCGAGAAGAGGUAUGUUGUACAGGUCAAAGAGAACGUGGCAGUCGACACAGAAAUCAUCCGGGUGGAGGCAACAGAUAAAGAUGAGGGAAACAAUGCCAAAGUUCACUACAGUAUCAUCAGUGGCAACAUCAAAGGACAAUUCUACAUCAACUCCCCCACUGGUGUGAUUAACGUCAUCAACCCUUUGGACUAUGAGAUGAUUCGUGAGUAUAAUCUACGGAUUAAAGCACAAGAUGGUGGCAGGCCUCCACUGAUAAAUGGCACAGGGAUGGUUGUGGUGCAGGUGGUUGACGUAAAUGACAAUGCACCCAUGUUUGUCAGCACACCUUUCCAGGCUACAGUGUUGGAAAAUAUGCCGAUUGGUUAUUCUGUUAUCCACAUUCAAGCAAUAGAUAGUGACUCAGGAGAAAAUGCUCGCCUAGACUACCGGCUCACUGACACCAUGCCUGGUUUUCCAUUCACCAUCAACAACAGCACCGGCUGGAUCACUGUGAGUGAAGAACUGGACAGGGAGACUAAAGAGUUCUACACCUUUGGUGUGGAGGCAAGAGAUCAUGGGAUACCUGUAAUGUCCUCCUCAGCCAGUGUCAGCAUUACCGUGUUGGAUGUAAAUGACAAUGUGCCCACAUUUACAGAGAAGACCUACUCGCUGAAGAUCAAUGAAGAUGCAUUGGUGGGGACCAGUGUGCUGUCUGUGACAGCCAUAGAUAGGGACAUUAACAGCGUGGUGACAUAUCAAAUCUCCAGCGGUAACACCAGAAACCGUUUUGCCAUCACCAGCCAGAGCGGCGGCGGCCUCAUCACCUUGGCACUCCCCUUAGACUACAAACAGGAGCGACAGUUCGUUCUAACAGUUACAGCCAGUGAUGGAACACGCUCUGACACAGCUCAGGUGUUCAUCAAUGUCACAGAUGCUAACACACAUCGCCCGGUCUUUCAAAGUGCCAACUACCAGGUCACGCUCAGUGAAGAAAAUCCUGUGGGCUCUCCUGUGGUGGUGAUCAGUGCAACAGAUGAGGAUACAGGGGAGAAUGCUCGCAUCACGUACAUCAUGGAGGACAAUGUUCCUCAGUUUAAAAUAGACCCAGAUACAGGUGUCAUCACUACUCAAAUGGAAAUUGACUAUGAAGACCAGGCCUCUUAUACUUUAGCCAUCAUUGCCAGAGACAAUGGCAUCCCUCAGAAAUCUGAUACCACAUAUGUGGAGAUUAUCAUCCUGGAUGCUAAUGAUAAUGCUCCUCAAUUCUUCAGAGAUAUUUACAAGGGGAAUGUAUUGGAAGAUGCACCUACGUACACCAGCGUACUCCAGAUCUCUGCUUCAGACAGAGAUUCAGGCCCCAAUGGCAGAGUGAGCUACACCUUCAAAGGUGGAAAUGAUGGAGAUGGGGAUUUUAUGAUUGAACCGUACUCUGGUAUCAUCAGAACUAAUCGCAAAUUGGAUCGUGAGAAUAUUGCUGAGUACAAUCUCAAGGCUUUUGCUGUGGAUAGAGGGGUUCCUCCUCUGAAAGCAGAAGUUUCUAUCCACAUUACUGUUCAAGACAUAAAUGAUAAUGCUCCAGUGUUUGACAAGGAUGAGUUUUCUAUUGAUGUGGAAGAGAACAGCGAGGUGGGAUCUGUUGUAGCCCACAUCGUUGCUACUGACCCGGAUGAGGGCACCAAUGCUCAAAUCAUGUAUCAAAUUGUUGAAGGUAAUAAUCCCGAGGUUUUCCAGCUGGACAUCUUUAAUGGAGAACUCACUGCGCUCACAGACUUGGAUUAUGAGACUAAGACAGAGUACGUCAUAGUGGUCCAGGCCACAUCAGCACCGUUGGUGAGCCGGGCCACCGUGCGCAUCAGGUUAAUUGAUAUGAAUGACAAUGAACCAGUACUGAAGGACUUUGAGAUUAUCUUUAACAACUACGUCACCAACAAGUCCAACAGUUUUCCUACAGGAAUUAUUGGGAAGGUACCAGCUCGUGACCCGGAUGUUUCGGAUAAACUAAAGUACAAGUUUGAGUCGGGGAAUGAGCUCAGUGUGCUGCUGUUGAAUGAAGACACUGGGGAUCUGAGAUUAAGCAGGGACCUCGACAACGACAGGCCUCUGGAAGCCCCCAUGACCAUAUCAGUCACAGAUGGUAUCCAUCGUGUUGUCGCCCUCUGCAUGCUUCGUGUAACCAUCAUCACUGACGACAUGUUGACCAACAGCAUCACUGUACGUCUGGAGAACAUGUCCCAGGAGCGCUUCCUCUCCCCCCUGCUCAGCCUCUUUCUCGAAGGCGUGGCGGCAGUGCUGUCCACCAAGCGAGAAGCAGUGUUUGUGUUCAACAUCCAGAACGACACCGAUGUGCAAGGCUCAAUCCUUAAUGUGACUUUUUCAGCACUGCAGCCUGGAGGUGCUGCAAACAAAGGAACAUUUUUCCCUUCAGAGGAGCUGCAGGAGCAGAUCUACCUGAACAGGACGCUGCUCCGGCUGAUAUCCUCUCAGGAGGUAUUACCUUUUGAUGAUAACAUCUGCUUACGGGAGCCCUGUGAGAACUACAUGAAGUGUGUGUCAGUGCUAAAGUUUGACAGUUCGCCUCCCUUCAUUGCCUCUGACACGGUUCUGUUUCGGCCUAUCCACCCCAUCAACGGGCUCCGGUGCCGCUGUCCGCUGGGUUUUACCGGUACCUACUGUGAGACAGAAAUCGACCUUUGCUACUCGGGGCCUUGCAAGAACAACGGGAGGUGCCGGAGCCGAGAGGGGGGAUACACCUGUGAGUGCCUAGAGGAAUUUACAGGUGACCACUGUGAGCUGAGCGCAUCUUCGGACCAUUGUGUGCCUGGUGUGUGUAAGAAUGGUGGGAAGUGCGUCAACCGUCUUGCAGGUGGCUUUAUGUGCCAGUGUCCACCAGGGGAGUACGAGAAGCCCUACUGUGAGAUGACCACUCGUAGCUUCCCUGGACAUUCCUUUGUUACCUUCAGAGGCCUGCGGCAGAGGUUCCACUUCACCGUUUCCUUCAUGUUUGCUACCAGGGAAAGAAACGCUCUGCUUCUCUAUAAUGGAAGGUUUAACGAGAAACACGACUUCAUCGCCCUGGAGAUCGCCAACGAGCAAAUUCAGCUCACCUUCUCUGGAGGUGAGACGAAGACCACGGUGUCUCCCUACGUCUCAGGUGGUGUCAGCGAUGGCCAGUGGCACUCUGUUCAGCUCCAUUACUACAACAAGGAAGGGGGGAGUCUGGUGGACUCUAGUGGGGGUCUGCGUGUCCCGCUUUAUACAGCCUGGCUGGAGCUCGAUCAGAAAGAGCCCAACAUUGGGCAUCUAGGCGUCCCUCGUGGACCCUCAGCAGAAAAGGUGGCAGUGGUUGUCGUGGAUGACUGUGACAUCUCCAUGGCGAUUCGCUUCGGAAAGCAGAUUGGCAACUACUCGUGUGCUGCGCAGGGCACCCAGACAGGACAGAAAAAAUCACUGGAUUUGACAGGACCGUUGCUGCUUGGAGGAGUUCCCAAUCUUCCCGAGGACUUCCCGGUCAGGAACAGGAACUUCGUGGGCUGCAUGAGAAACUUCACCAUCGACAGCAAGGCCGUUGACAUGGCUAGCUACAUCGCUAACAACGGCACCACUCCGGGCUGUCCUGCUAAGAAAAACUUUUGCACAAAUGGCGUGUGCCUGAACGGAGGAGUGUGUGUCAGCAAGUGGAACACCUACAGCUGUGACUGUCCUACAGGUUACGGCGGGAAAAACUGUGAACAAGAAAUGCCAUCUCCUCAGUUUUUUGACGGCCAGGCUCUGGUGUCCUGGAGUGAUCCGGACAUCACCGUCACUGUGCCCUGGUACCUGGGCCUCAUGUUCCGCACUAGGCAGCCUGCUGGGACCCUCAUGCAGGUCAACGCUGGACCUUCCUCCACCAUCAACCUCAUGGUGAGAGAGGAACAGGUCCGGAUGGAUGUUUUGCUCAGACAGCAGCUGCUGGCAUCGCUGAGCUUCCCACAAGUUCGUGUCAAUGACGGCGAGUGGCACCACAUGCUGGUAGAAGUCAGAAGCAUCAAAGACGGGAAAGACAUCAAAUACAUGGCCGUCGUAUCACUGGAUUAUGGGAUGUUCACGAAGUCCGUAGAGAUUGGCAACAACCUGCCGGGCCUGAAGCUGCAGACUCUUCAUGUUGGAGGGCUGCCCGGAGAGGGAAACCUUGUCAACAAGGGAUUUGUUGGCUGCAUACAGGGUGUGCGCAUGGGUGAGACUUCCACCAACGUGGCCAACGUGAACAUGGCUCAGGGUUUGAAGAUCCACGUGGAGGACGGAUGUGACCUGGCCGACCCCUGUGACUCCAACAUCUGUCCUGAGAACAGCCACUGCAGCGACGACUGGAGCACACACACUUGCAUCUGCGACCCUGGUUUCUUUGGUAAGGAGUGCACGGACGCUUGUCAGCUUAAUCCUUGUGAGCACGUUUCCACGUGCGUGCGCAAACCCAGCUCCUCCCACGGAUACACCUGUGAAUGUGAACAGAACUACUACGGACAGUACUGUGAAAACAAAGUGGAGAAGCCAUGUCCUCAGGGUUUGUGGGGCAGCCCGGUGUGUGGACCAUGUAACUGUGAUACAAGUAAAGGAUUCCACAAAGACUGCAACAAAACCACCGGAGAGUGUCUCUGCAAGGACAACCACUAUCGUCCAGAGGGCGAGAACACCUGUCACCCCUGUGGCUGUUACAACAUUGGUUCUCUGUCUCGAGCCUGUGACCCCAUCACUGGGCAGUGCCUCUGCAAGGGAGGAGUCAUCGGGCGCCAGUGUAACCGAUGUGAUAACCCAUAUGCUGAAAUAACACCCGCCGGUUGUGAAGUGGUGUAUGACGGCUGUCCCAAGGCAUUUGAUGCUGGAAUCUGGUGGCCCAAGACCAAAUUUGGACUUCCUGCUGCCAGGGACUGUCCUGAAGGAUCAAUUGGUACAGCAAUUCGGCAUUGUAGUGACGAGAAGGGUUGGUUGUCACCAGAGCUUUUCAACUGCACCACCGCCACCUUCUCCCACCUGAAGAAACUGAAUGAAGAUCUGCAUCGAAACAGUUCACGAAUGAGCAGCGAACACUCCAAGGCCAUUGUGCGUUUGCUUCACAGUGUCACAAAUAACAAUCCUCAUUUCUACGGCAACGACGUAAAGACGGCGGCCCAGCUGCUGAAUUAUGUUCUGAAGUACGAAAGCCAGCAGUCCGGCUUCAACCUCAGCGCCAUGAAGGAUGCAGAGUUCAAUGAGAAUCUGGUGCGAGCUGGUAGCGCCAUACUGGAUCCUGACACCAAGGAGCACUGGGAUCAAAUCCAGAGGUCGGAGGGUGGCACCGCUAACCUGCUGCGCUACUUUGAGAACUAUGCCAAUACUUUGGCUCAAAACGUCAGGAAGACCUACCUGAGACCGUUCACCAUUGUCACAGAGAACAUGAUACUAACUGUGGACUACUUGGACGUAUCAAACCCUGAGAAGGCAACAUUACCUCGGUUUCAGGACAUCCAGGAGACCUACCCCAAAGAGCUUGGCUCCUCCAUCCACUUCCCAGUAUUUAACUUGCAGACACAUGUCCUAAAAGAAACCACUCCCUUCCCUCCGACCCAAACUAAUCCCCCCAUGGAGGAGGAGCACACAGUGUCUGACAGAAAACGGCGCCACCUGGAGCCAGCGCCCCCCCUGCCCGUUGCCGUGGUUAUCGUGUACAAAUCUCUGGGUCAGCUCCUUCCAGAGAGAUAUGACCCCGACCGCAGGAGUCUGAGGCUCCCGAACCGUCCUGUGAUUAACACAGCUAUAGUUAGCGCCACAGUUCACAGCGAAGGACCUCCACUUCCGCCUCUCCUUGACCCCCCCAUCACCCUGGAGUACACCCUACUGGAGACAGAGGAGCGGACCAAACCAGUGUGUGUGUUCUGGGACCACACAAUCACGAGCGGGGGUGUAGGCGGCUGGUCAUCUAAAGGCUGCGAGGUGCUCAACAGGAACAACAGCCACAUCAGCUGCCAGUGUAACCACAUUACCAGCUUUGCUGUGCUGAUGGACAUCUCCAAGAGAGAGCACGGGGACGUCCUCCCACUCAAGAUCAUCACCUACACCACGGUGUCUGUCUCCCUGUUCUUCCUCCUCCUCGCCUUCAUCCUCCUCUGUCUCCUUCACCGGCUCCGCUCCAACCUGCACGCCAUCCACAAAAACCUGGUGGCCACACUCUUCUUCUCUGAGCUCGUCUUCCUGCUUGGCAUCAAUCAGACCGACAACAUGUUUGUGUGUACCGUUAUAGCCAUCCUCCUUCAUUACUUCUACAUGUGCACCUUUGCCUGGAUGUUCGUUGAGGGGCUGCACAUCUACCGCAUGUUGACGGAGCAGCGCAACAUCAACCACGGCCACAUGAGGUUCUACUACGCCAUAGGCUGGGGCAUACCAGCUAUCAUCACUGGUUUGGCAGUAGGCCUCGACCCUCAGGGUUAUGGGAACCCGGAUUUCUGCUGGCUUUCAAUCCAUGACACUCUCAUCUGGAGCUUUGCAGGACCCAUCUUUGUAGUUGUCCUGGUGAACAUAGUGAUCUUUAUUCUGGCGGCGAAGGCUUCCUGUGGCCGCAAGCAGAAGGCCGUGGAGAAGUCCGGAGCUAUCCUGGCUCUACGCCUGGCCUUCCUCCUCCUACUGCUUAUCAGCGCCACCUGGCUGCUUGGUUUGUGGGCGGUCAACAGUAACGUCCUAAUUUUCCACUAUCUGUUUGCGAUCUUCAGCUGCUUGCAGGGAGUCUUUAUCUUCUUCUUCUAUGUGAUCUUUAACAAUGAGGUGAGGAAAAACCUCAAGAACGUCUUCACAGGAAAGAAGGUUGUACAGGACAGCUCCAGCACCACAAGGGCCUCUUUACUCACCCGCUCUCUGAACUGCAACAAUAUGUACUCAGACGAUCGGCCUAUGUAUCGAGCAGCAUUUGGAGAGUCGAACAUCUCCCUGGACAGUACACUCAGGUCAGGCAAGAGCCGCAGCAGCUACCUGGCUCACACACUCAGGGACGAGUCCGGUCAGAAGCCCAGCGUGUCUUCAGGAACAGCUAAAGGACACACUGACCUGGAUGGACCGCUGUUCCACAGAAGUGGCACCAAAGAAGAUGACUCUGACUCAGAUAGCGACGUGUCUAUGGAUGAGCACAGCUCCUCCUACGCCUCCUCCCACUCCUCAGACAGCGAGGACGACGACAUGGACAUAAAGCCCAAAUGGAACAAUGAGAGACCCAUUCACAGCACCCCUAAAGGUGAUUCGAUAUCCAAUCACAAGAAGCCUUACUGGCCAGUAGAUGCCACCACAGCCAGUGACAGCGAGGAUCUAAGUGGGAUGGAGAGGCUCAGGGUGGAGACCAAGGUGAAUGUUGAGCUGCACCCAGAAAAUAAACUGAACCACAUUAGUGAAAGAGAGGAGGAAGCUCAGGACAGACAGACACCUGGUGACUCUAAAGACACGGCGCCCCCUAGUCAACCCAACAGCAACCACCAACCAGAGCAGAGGAAAGGUAUCCUAAAGAACAAGAUCAGCUUCCCUCCACCGCUAAAUGACAAGAACAUGAAGAACCGUCUGAGGGAGAAGCUGAGCGACUAUAACUCCCAGACAAUCACCUCCCCUCCACCCAUCAAUAACAACACCUCCCCCCUGCCUCCCCCCUCAGUCAACAUCAUGACCCCUACGUCUCGACCGUCAUCCCAGGCCUCCACAGAGGGAGGCGGUCGCCCCAGCAACCACGACAACAGCUCAAAGGUGAGGCCACCUAUUGCUCCACGGCCGCUGAUUCCUGCUGCGGCACCAUCCACUGGCAUCCACCGGGAGACCAACGGAGGCGUGGCCAUGCACUUGAAGUCAGGGACGAUGAAUGGAGGAAACGAGUCUGACUCAGAUGGCAGUAACGAGACUUCAAUCUGACCUGUUAGGAAAACGCUGACCAGCCCGCCCUUAUGAGAGGACGAAUCCCCGCUGGAGCAGAAGAGAGCAAUACAGAACGUUAGGUAAACAGGAGGAAAGGAAUUCUCUUGUGUUUCCUCUCUCUGGAGAGCAGUAUUAACGGCAGCCUUUAGGAGUGCCAUGGACGAGAAAACAAGCGGAGAUGAUGGAAAAAGAUGUGAGAUAAUAAAGGGAGUGCUCUGUCAGACUGUACCAGAAACUGAGUCUGGAGCCACGAGUGCCAAAACCAGUGAAAGGAAGGGUUGGACAAAGGCCCGGAAUAGGAAGAAUGUUCCUCUCCUGAGGUUAUCCAGCACCUGUAGGAGCUCUUCAUGCUGUAUUUCAAGAUUUAAAAGCAUGAACAAUACUUUUGGGCAGCUUCUUUCUUACAGAGCAAGGAAGAGAAGUAAACACAAGCUGGUACAGUUGCUUUUGUAGUCCAAAAGGAUUUCAAGAACUACAACUCCCACAAGCAUCGACCUGUGGUUAGUGACUUCUGGACCUUGUGACACAAACGCUGGACGAUUUCCAACACCAAGUGCUCUUUUCCACAGCCUCUCGGUGUCGUGCAUUCACAGUGUAAUUAUUCUGUACAUAGUUUUAAGCUGAAGAAGAAAUUGUCUGUUUUUGUAUUUCAAAUGAAAGAACAAUUUUGUAAAAUAAAUAAAAAAUAAGGACCCUCAUGCUGGGAAUACCGCUCUAAAAAAAUCCUUUUUAACUGCUGGUUUAUUAGGGAAUAAAAUCUGUGUGCCUUCAUUCUGAUAGAUUGUUGUAGACUUUAACAUUCUUGAAAUAUUUUCUGGUAAAAGAGAAAUCAGAAGGGCUGAAAUGAGCUUUAACGAAAGAGCACUACGAACCUGAAGCCUUGUUUUCCAGUGUGUGUGUGUGUGUGUGUGUGUGUGUGUGUGUGUGUGUGUGUGUGUGUGUGUGUGUGUGUGUGUGUGUGUGUGUGUGUGUGUGUGUGUGUGUGUGUGUGUGUGUGUGUCCAAACAUACACCCUUCUGGUUGCUAUUAUUCAAGUUCAUUUUAUUUAAAUGUGUUUAAAACAUGCAGAUUUUUGUUAUCUUCAAAGUGAAGUCCACCAUUUAGAACUUUUUCUUAUUCAAAGUCCCAGAUCACAGUGGCUCCACCUGUCAUGUAUUAUGCAGCUAAACUCUGGUUUACCAAGAUAAAUGCCUUUUAAACUGGUUACAACCAGUGUUUGACCUCCAUGUAAAUGUUUUUGUAUGAUCCAAGACACUGGAAAUGUUUUUUAAGAUAAUGUAUAUUUAUUUUUUAUGUUCAAAGACACUGGAAUGAAAAAAAUGAUUGUGAUUGUAAAAUAAAAAAGGCCCUUAUGAAUUUUUAA